AUGCCGCCGAGCUUCGCGAAAGAUGCGUCCCUGGUCUUAGUUGGCAUGCGAUGCGCGGGAAAAUCAUCGCUGGCCACGAUAGCCUCCAGAGCCCUCAAGUGGAAGGUCAUUGACGAAAAGCUGCAGUUCGAAAAAGUAACCGGGUAUUCAGUCGCUGGGUAUAUUGAGAAAUAUGGCCACCAUGCCUACUGUGCCCAAGAAGUCACAGUGCUAAAUACCAUUCUCGCACAAAAUCAGCGGCGCUGCAUCAUCGUGUGUAGUUCGUCCUGUGUCCAGACACAGGCGGGCCAGGAUCUACUACGAGAGUACCUUGCGACAGUUCCAAUUGUGCAUGUCAUGCGAGACAGGCAAGUGCUCCAGGCCAACCUACAAAGCAAAUGGCAAGGGGAUGUCAUCAAAGUUCUGCGCGAACAGGAGCUGGUUUACUUGUCUUGUUCGAACCUCACUUUCUUCAAUCGAGACGACCCAAGCCUGCGAUCUGAGGUCGAAUCAGAUCAUGGGGCGUUCUUCGAGGCCCUGAUCCCAUCUUCAGAACGGCCUACGAAUCGGUCUCUGUCUCUCAAACACGUUGAGUCAGACUUUUUGCGGUUCCUGCGCAUUGUAUAUGACGAGGGAGAUGAGAAGAUCGGCGUUAGCAGAGACUGGGACAUCUUCACCUACUCGCUUCAACUCCCCUUUCGUGACUUCAAAGUUUGUGGUUUCGAAUUAGAUUGGAUAGCAUGCUGCGCGGAUGUUCUCCAAGUCCAGGUUGAUUUAUUGGUCCAGGGAUAUCUAGAUACGGAUACUACUGGUCAUCAUUGGUGGGAAUAUGUCGUGGACCAAUUGGCACUUCUCCGGAGGCAUACAACACAACCCAUAUUAUACCAUGCGACCUCAGGAUAUUCACCCUCCCCGCUCAAACCAGAUUACCUUGACAUUAUUCUGCUCGGCCUCAGGGUCGGGGCUGAAUUCGUCACGGUCGACCUGGGCCAAGACGAAGCUCAAAUAAAAGCCAUCACAGCCCAAAAGGGACAUUCCAAAAUUGUUGGCUGGUUUUAUGAUUCGGACUCAAUGCGGACAGGGGGUUGGACAGGACAACAUCGACUGGAGUUGUAUCGUAAGGCAGUUGAUAUGAGCUGUGAUAUUUGCUUUGCUCACAGCAUGAACACUAGUGGCCCACUACCGGUGUCUGCAUAUAACACAAAUCGCCUGGGCCGACCGUCACAGUGCUUCAAUAAGUUACUGACACCGGUUGCUCACCCAGAUGGGAUUGAGAAAGAGCGAGGAACAAUCACCAUACCUCAAGUGCAGGCUGCACUCUUUGCCUCAUUCAAUUGCGAGCCAUUGCGAUUCUUCGUUAUGGGAUCGAACGUGCGAUACAGUGUCGCGCCGAUUUUACAUAACUCUGCGUUUGAUGUCUACGGCAUGCCUCAUGUUUAUUCUAUUCUGCAAACAGAUACAUUUAAGGCCCUCAAGGGCUUAAUGCGGGAUGAUGACCUGGGUAGCUUGGGGCUUUCUUCUCCAUUCAAAACGGCUAUCAUUCCUUACUUGAAAUCUAUGAGCUCUGAUGCUCAGUUUAUUGGAGCUGUCAACACCGUUUUGCCUAUACGGAACUUGGGGCAAGAGAACGUAGCCGACAGUACUCUACCUCACCAACUCUCUAUAGCUGAACAACGCAAUCGAGCCGGCCCCGUGCUUGCCCUUCAUGGAGAAAAUACUGAUUGGAAGGGUAUCAGAGCCUGUGCUCUCCGCCAUCUGUCUCCAGUAAACGCCGUCACACCAGUAUCUACAGCACUGAUCAUCGGUGCCGGUGGAAUGGCGCGGGCAGCCGUUUACGCCCUGAUCCAGUCUGGUAUCCGGCAUAUACUAAUUUAUAAUAGAACCCCCGAACACGCCAUGGAUCUCGUGGAUCACUUCGAGGGGAUGUAUCGCAGCAGUAGCGGAGACCCGACUGAUAAAACCGAGCAAACCCAGGGCAAGCGGGCGACGAUAUCCAUCUUCCAUUCACUGGAGGACCCUUGGCCGAGUAAAUUACGCUUACCCACAGUAAUCGUGAACUGCUCGCCGAUCCCUGGAGACCGCAUUAUGCCGGCACCACUUCUGGAACAGAAUAGGGUCGAAUUCGAACCGGCCGUGUCGGUGCCAACGGCGUGGUUAAAGAGUCCAACUGGAGGUGUCUACUUAGAGCUCGCCUACAACAGUACUUUACCGUCUCCGGAGCUUCGUCGCAUCUGCUCACAUCAAGGCUGGAUUGGUGUACCGGGUUUGGAAAUCUUUAUUGAAGUAGCCUCUGCCCAAUUCGAGUUCUGGACCGGACGUCGGCCUCCAACAUAUAUUAUGAAAAGGAAAUUGGCCCAAUACCUGCGUGAACUACAAGACUCCAUUUGA
Aspergillus pseudonomiae is the source of this 2367-nucleotide messenger RNA. RefSeq lists its product as uncharacterized. Gene Ontology annotation, biological process: shikimate metabolic process; chorismate biosynthetic process. NCBI's taxonomy places the organism in Eukaryota, Fungi, Ascomycota, Eurotiomycetes, Eurotiales, Aspergillaceae. The transcript is spliced from 2 exons. The record is from RefSeq and is a predicted model, not a curated record. Bases 1 to 2367 code for a protein of 788 amino acids. Gene Ontology annotation, molecular function: 3-dehydroquinate dehydratase activity; shikimate 3-dehydrogenase (NADP+) activity.